Molecule: messenger RNA, 1464 nt
Organism: Trypanosoma brucei brucei TREU927
Lineage: Eukaryota; Euglenozoa; Kinetoplastea; Trypanosomatida; Trypanosomatidae
Product: variant surface glycoprotein
Exons: 1
Coding region: 1-1464 (487 amino acids)
Source: RefSeq, a predicted model, not a curated record
AUGCAGAAAUCUGGUAUACCUCUAAAAGGCCUCUAUGUUGCCUUGUUUAUAACCACGACCAACCUCGGUUGUUCGAACGUCAACCCGGGGGACAACGCCAACGAAUUCAACUUGCUCUGCAGAUUAGUGGCCCUAGCAGAGAACACCCCGCCACAUGCAACAGCAGAAACCGCAAACGACGCUGACCUUGAAGACAUAAUGAGGCUAAAUAUGUCACUGUCGGCGCCUGAGUGGCUGCAGAUGUUUGUGAAAAACGCUGCGGACAACGAUGUCCACAAAACACAACCCGAAACGGUAAAUAAGGAAAACAAGUGGGAGCCGUACUGGAAGCACUGGCACAAAGCAGCACAGGAUAUAUUAAAGAAGGAGAACCUGAAAAUAAUCGACGAUAUGAAGCUCUCAACGCUAACACCGGCGCAAAAGCAGGCCGUAACAACAGAAGUGCGCCAACUCACAGAGAAAGCGUACCAAAUCAAAACUCGAAGGGAAGAACUGGCAGCUGAACUAAGCAAAGUCAAAACUAGCCCAGGGAAGACGCUAAAAAUAAUAGUUUAUGGCAACAAAGACAAGAAAGCGGCCACUGUCGACCAGAAUGAUGCUUUCCAGGGCGGCGGUACAAGCUACAGUGCCGCCUGCACAGGCAAUUCGGCAUCGAUCAAAGUAAAAUCAGUAGCCGGCCUCAUAGCGUGCCUAUGCGCAAAGGCAGACAGCAACCAAGAAGACCGAGCUUGCGGCACAACAGUGAAAAUAGCAACAGCACAAUGGACAGUUGCAAGCCCGCCGGCCUCCACCGACGUAACAGAACCACUAACAUUCUGUAACAAGGCGACGCCGAAGAAAUUGACGGCAAACUACAUCAAGGCAAUACUCGAGGACCUAGAAUCUGCAAUUAAAGUCAAGGCCGCCGCAGGGGUACUAGGAGCCUCAGAAACAGGAAACAGCUGCGGCGGCAAAAACAACGACGGCUUGUGUGUCAAAGUCGAUGACUGGGCAGCCAACGGUGUAGUUAAACUGGGAAAGAUAACUUGGUUAAAGCAACUGGAAACGCUAGCGGAAGAAUUAGAAGAGCAGGAACAGGCAGUGGCGGAAGCAGCGGAACUUGACAAACGGAUAAAGAAUAUAAAGCAAAAAACGCUGAAAGUUGGGGCCAACUCGUGGCACAUAAAAGAGGAAGAUACAGCAAAACAAAAGGACAACGCGGACCAAAGACAAGCCAACUCCGCUGGGACCAGAAGAGAUCAAGCCAAAGCCGAAAAAGAAUGCAAUGCAGCAGGAGACGACAAAAAUGCAUGUGAUAAGUUAAAGGGCCAGGGGUGCACAUUUAAAGAGGAUGGAAAGAAGGACAAAAAGUGCACCUUGAGUGAGAAUGCCAAACAAGAAGUAACAAAAGAAGCAAACCAAGAAACAGGAGGGAAUGAUGGAGAAAAAGAGGAGAAAUGUGCAGGGAAAGAGCAAAAAGACUGA